Molecule: messenger RNA, 3951 nt
Organism: Lynx canadensis (Canada lynx)
Lineage: Eukaryota; Metazoa; Chordata; Mammalia; Carnivora; Felidae
Gene: CTSC
Product: cathepsin C
Exons: 4
Coding region: 58-471 (137 amino acids)
Cellular component (GO): lysosome
Molecular function (GO): cysteine-type endopeptidase activity
Source: RefSeq, a predicted model, not a curated record
CCCUCUGCUCUUCGGUGACGACUUCGUCCUUCUCCUCCCCUCUGGGGCCCCGCCAGCAUGGGUCCCAGGCCCCAGUCGCUGCUCGCCGCCCUCCUGCUGCUCCUCGCCGUCGCUGGCCCCGCGUACUGCGACACACCUGCCAACUGCACCUACCCUGACCUGCUGGGCACCUGGGUCUUCCAGGUGGGCCCCGUUGGUUCUCGGAGCGAAGUCAACUGCUCGGUUAUGGGACCACCAGAAAAAAAGGUAGUAGUGCACCUUAAGAAGUUGGAUACAGCAUAUGAUGAUUUUGGCAAUGCCGGCCAUUUUACCAUCAUUUACAAUCAAGGCUUCGAGAUUGUGUUGAAUGACUACAAGUGGUUUGCCUUUUUUAAGGAUGUCACUGAUUUUAUCAGUCAGUUGUUCAUGCAGCUGGGAACUGUCAGGGUACAUGAUUUGAGACAUCUGAGGAACAAACUGGUUAUUAAAUAGAGCAUCUGUUGAGGGGCUCUUUUAAAACAACAACCAAAAACAGACUUUGGGGCUAAGAGGCAGAGCAGCAUGCAGCCGUGGACCUUCUUACCUCUAACAGCUAGCCGAGGCCUCUAGCAACUACAUUCCCCUUCUGGAGUCUUUCUGUGCAUGUAAAAUGCUGAGGAGUCCUGGUGACCUACCUCCAAGGCAGCUACCCUCCUGAACCAUUUCUCUGGAAAGCAGCAACCGCCAUUUUGAAAUGUGAACAACCAGAGACUACACAGGAAAAAGACAUCUGGAAGUCUUAGGUGGCUUCAGCAUUCAACCUUUGAAUGAAAGGAACUAUAUGAAACUCGAGUUUUUCCCUUUUGAAUAUUCUUCUAUUGAAAUGAUUUUUCCAAACUCAUUAGGAUUUGAAUUUUGUGUUGUAUUUUGUUCAUAGUGCAAAUUUUAUUCCCAGUUAAAUUAUCUUCUUGUGUGCCUUUCUUUCUUUAAUUAUCUUGACGAACCACAGGACCCAUUGUAAGGAGAAAUUAAUGCUUCAGGAUAUCUUGAGAUGCACAGAUGUAAAGGGUAGAAAGAUCAUUCUACAGAAGACAUGUUUGGGGGACAGGUUUCUGAGAUAAGUCAAACCACAGAAGGGUAUCCUUGUAGAUCAUAGGCCUGUAGUACCCUAGCCAGAAAGAUGGGGUGAUUAAUACAUUUUUUUUUGUCUGUUUUUUUGAUUAGGUCCCAGUUUUGUACUAAGAACUUGACAUAUAUUACCUUACAAGAUCUUAUGAAGUAGAUAUUACUAGCUUCAUUUUACAGAUAGGGAAAAUUAGUCUCUUACUGGGCAUCUAAUUGUAAAAUGACAAGGGCUGGCCUUUCAAGCCUAAGGACCUCCCUGGGGCUAAAGGAUAAAAGAAAUAAUGGUACUUGAGUGACAGACAUUUCCGUGGAUUUUUUUCUGGAGACUCCCAGUUCAUAAGCAUCAUGAAUGUUUAAUGGAAUGAAAUACGCAUUGCAUUGGCUUCUUUUGAAAUGGUUUACAGCUUAUGUUUCCUUACCAAAUUAGGCUAUUCUCUUUCUUUCCUAAACCAGGGUCCUUUCAUUCAAGAGAAAACUUACCUUCUCUCCUUUUGUGUUCUUAGAAAGGAAGGUUCUGAAAAACGUCACAUUAAGUAACCUUGCCUAGUUGACUUCUCUUAAUUACACUGUUGUUCUUAUUGAUUGCUAUCUUUUAGCUCUUUCCUGCUAAACAGUGGACUAGUUUCCUGCUCAGUUCAGAAUUGAUGAAUAUCAACCUCAGUAAGCUGAAAAUUUGGAACCAUACCUAGUCCCUAUUUUCUGGAGGGCUUUUCUCUUGUAUCUGUGCUUGAAUGGAAGAAUCUCUAGAUAUCAGAUUUUUAUCAUUUUAUUGGUUCAGAGAACUUUUUAUGACCUCUGAGUGGCCACUGGUCUGCUAUUCUGGAAAGGUUAUGUCUUAAAAGGUGAAGUAACUGUAUACCCAACUACUUCUACCUGGAUACCUUUUUCACCCUACCUCUGGACCUGAUCAUUCAGUACUCAGGGCCUUGAUGCCACCUCUGUGAGACCUUCCCUAGCUCUCUCCAUUGGUGAGAGAACUGCCAUUGUUUUGGUUCACAUUGUGCUUGCAGUUACCUCUGCUCAGGUAAUUCUGCAUUAACUGCUGUAAUGGAGUGAUUUGAUAGUGUGUCUUCUUCCAUGCUGAAAAGCUGUAUGUCAACCUGUGUAUCUUCAGAUCCUGAUUACAUAGAACUUUAUAAGUGUUUGGAAAACUGACCACACUUCUCUUGUCUUUUCAAAGACUUUUCACAAGUAAUAUCAGCUUACAUAGAUGUAAUUCUUCUGUAUUCCAGGAGCACAAUCAGAAAUGAUGCUAUGUUUAUAUUUCUGGUUCUGUGCCCUAAAAAUACAUACCAGGUUACCUGUCUCCAGGGUUCUAAAAGAGUUGCAUUUUUCAAACUAAUUUUCAGGAUGUAAAGUGACAGAGCAGCUAAUGUGUGUAAGAAUGUAUUUAAUAUGGAAUUUGAAACCACCUCUACGAAAGUUUUUUUUUUUUUUUUUUUUCCUAUUUCUCUGAGAAACUUUGCAUCUAAAUGUUUUGCUAAUGGAAAAGAAGACUUGGUAGGUACAAAAUUACAGAUACUUGUGUUAACAGGUGUCCUAAAAUAAUACCGCUUUGCAUUUUCUGUCACAAUUGUUUGUCUGCUCUGAUCUUUAAACUCUGAGGGCAGGGAUCAACUCUGUACUACUAACCAUUUUAUUCCUUUUGUAUAAUGUGAUGCAUGAUAAAUAAUAGGCCUUCAAUAAAUGUAGAAGAAAGAAAAUUGAAUAAUAUAUCAUUGUAUUGUCUUGUUUUAUUGACAUGUUUCUGGGUAUAUUGUUACCUUUAUGUACUUAAGAGUCUGUAGUGGACCCUCAGGCCAUAUUUGUUGAAUUGGCGUGGUAGAAAACAGUGGAGGAUUUUAGAUUUUAUUCUGUUCAUUUAUUUACAUUUUAAUUUUUGUAUGAGACUAGAAAAACCAAGAUAGGGCUCAAAGUUAAAAACAGUAAAGUUGUAACUUUGAGAAUUACUAAAAACUAAGUUAGCUGUCGGGGUAGAUAGCUUUAUGAUGGCAGAUUCCGCACAGCCUGGAGUGCUGUGGGCUGUCCUGUUCCUUCCCCCAUUUCGGUACAUUGAGAGGCACCAGCCAAAGGUUAGAUUAGGUGAGCUCUUAGAUUUGUUCAAAUCUCCCAGUUUAAAAAUUUAUGAACGAGGAAGUGAGGAAUGAGCCAAGAGAUUUUGACAACUGUAUUGAAGGAUAAAUUGCUAUUUUAACUAAUUCUAGAACCUAUAUUUUGGUUUAACCUGAAUGUGUUUUAAGCACUGGAAAUAAAUGAAUUCACUUCCACAUACAAAUCUGUCUUUACCUCAGUAAAAUCCUGGAAGGUAUUUGGUUACAACCACUGUAAUGAUUUCUUGGCAGUUUCAAAAUUCAUUGAAAUUCAACUUUUCAAACAAAUGGUUAAAUCUAGUUAGGUAGAAAGCUAGAGCUAAUCCUUGAAGCCAGCAGAGGGGAGUUUGUUUCUUUCUGAGGAAAUAUGUGGUACUCUUGGGUAGGUCUGGGAAAAUAACAACUUAGUAAAAAUGUGCCUUGUUCUCUUUUGUUGAUGCUUUUUACACUCCAGACCUGACAGCAAAUGAAAGCAGUUAAUCUAUAUACAGGAAACAGGGCAGAACUCAAGUAAACAUGUUUUGUUAUUCAGUAUUGCUGGAAAUGUACUAUCUCUGCAUAUAUGCUUUACCAUUAAAUCAUUGAGCUUCACGCCAGGUGUCUUUUCCUGAAAUGUUGAAUGAUCUUGAUGGAUAAGACAUGGUUCUCCAAAUUUUUUGUCAUGUAUUCCACAGUGUGUAAAGGUACAUUUAAAACAUUAUAUACGUGUACUGCCGUACUGAUGUUUGCUAUCAAACACAUGAGGUAAUAUUAAAUGAUUAAAUAUUUGUCACAAAAA